AUUUGACGUCGAUAAAACGUUGUAAUACAGCUUAUACACUUAUUAACACUUAUCGCCUUGGGACUUGAGAUUGUACGCCUCUUCGAACCACACCAUCCUUGAAUAAACUCCUCAAGUGAGCAAGUGACAUACCCGCCAGACGGAUAGAGAAACACGAACAGCAUAUUCACGAAACGAUGACUGACCGAAUCAUCAGGCUCCAAGUUCAAGCCCAGAACUAUCCUUGGGGUAAAGUCGGCUCCGACUCGAUCAUCUCGGAGUUUGGACCUGAAGCUGGAGGUCCUGGUUGGUCGUUCGGGGAAGAGACGCCUUAUGCCGAGCUCUGGAUCUCCUCGACCCACCCCAACGCACCCGCCAAGAUCUACCCGCUCCCUUCUUCCACUUCGCUCAUCCAACAGACCUUGCAGACGAUUUCUCCGGCUUAUUUCGGCAAGACCCUGUCUAGCUACCUAGGGGAGAACCCUGGGUUGUUGGGUAAGGCUGGGGAAGGGUUUGGAGCGCCGGUAGAGGCUGGGAAGGGGGAGAGGUUUUUGCCGUUCUUGAUGAAGGUCUUGACUUGUAAACAAGCCCUGCCCCUGCAGAUCCACCCGGACAAGGAGUUGUCGAGAAGGCUUCACAGGAAGAACCCCAAACAAUUUGCGGACUUCAAUCAUAAACCCGAGAUCGCGGUCGCUCUUACCCCUUUCCUCGGGUUCGCAGGGUUCCAACCCAUCAUCACGAUCAAAUCCCUCCUCACCUCGAUCCCCGAACUGGACGCCCUUCUCCGUCCAUUCGAGUCUUAUCAGACCUUUAUCUCGGCUACGCCCAAGGCGACUUCGGCAGAUCUCAAGGAACUCGUGCGGAGCGUCUUGAGGAUGGAUCCCAAGUCGGAUGCUUCCGGGUUACUGAAGACCGUCAAGGACGCCCUCGCCGCGGGGACCGGGAUGGCCGCCCCGGAAAAGGAGGCGAGGGACGGUAACGACGUUGACGCGGCCAUCGAAGGAUUACUGAGCCGGUUCGAGAGGGAAGGGGUCGAGGCGUUUGGAAAGGCCGAGCUCGGGGACGAGGAGAAGAAGAGGCUGGUCAAGGCGUUGAAGAAGAUGCAAGAGUUCUACAAAGGGGAUCCGGGAAGCAUCGUCGCUGCGUUCAUGAUGAACCUCAUCGAGUUGCGGCCCGGUGAAGGGAUCUACGUCGGAGCCGAUGGGGUCCACGCCUGGUUGGACGGCCAGAUCAUCGAGCUCAUGGCGACCAGCGACAACGUUCUCAACCUCGGCUUCGUCCCUGCGGCGGAAAAGGACUCGGUCGACCUGUUCAUCGACGCUGUGACGUGCGAGCCCAAGUCGGGGGAAGAGUACAAGUUGAGCAAGCAAGAGUGGAAGUUGAGCUCGGGCGCUGGGGCGACGAUCUACAAGGUCCCGACCGAGGAAUUCUCGCUUUACCACGUCGACGGUAACGCUCAGAAAUCGACGAUCAUCAAACCCCUCAACGGACCUACUGUCUGCAUCGUGACCGCCGUCAACACCACGGCUGGCAAGAUCAUCCAGACAAGGACGGUUGAAGACAGUUCGGCUCGGGCCGAGGUCGACGAUAUCAAGCGUGGACAGGUCUACCUGAUCGGAGCGGGGACCGAGGUCGAGUUCGCGCCCGGGGUCGAGGUCUGGGCGAGCUUUUGGGACGAUCAGGAGCAGGAGCAAUCGGGUACCGCGUGAGUAGGCAUGGAAGACUGUAUCGAAACGAGCUUGGAUCGGAGGCGUCCGGGAGGAUUUGCGGCCGGUGACGAUCGCAAACGACAACCACGGCGGGGCAGGAAAGAA
Messenger RNA from Filobasidium floriforme, 1793 nucleotides. Its product is annotated as RmlC-like cupin domain-containing protein. NCBI's taxonomy places the organism in Eukaryota, Fungi, Basidiomycota, Tremellomycetes, Filobasidiales, Filobasidiaceae. The transcript has 9 exons. Bases 177 to 1688 code for a protein of 503 amino acids. Gene Ontology annotation, molecular function: mannose-6-phosphate isomerase activity; zinc ion binding. The record is from RefSeq and is a predicted model, not a curated record. Gene Ontology annotation, cellular component: cytosol. Gene Ontology annotation, biological process: GDP-mannose biosynthetic process; carbohydrate metabolic process.